Pichia kudriavzevii is the source of this 597-nucleotide messenger RNA. RefSeq lists its product as uncharacterized. The record is from RefSeq and is a predicted model, not a curated record. The coding region runs from base 1 to 597 and encodes 198 amino acids. The transcript has a single exon. NCBI's taxonomy places the organism in Eukaryota, Fungi, Ascomycota, Pichiomycetes, Pichiales, Pichiaceae.
AUGUCCUGUCCCCACGCACAUCCACGGUUCCCAACUGUCCCUACCAAUCCAGCACAGAACCUGCUUCCUUAUAUUGACCUUCCCCGCGUAGAGGGAGCCAAUGUCGCCAACCCACCAGCGUCACGUGUCCUGAAAUCACCACAUGAACCCAUUGCGUCUCUAUAUGGGCCAGAAAUGCUAUUAAUUGUCCCCUUCUCCACUGAGGUGAAGGUAUAUUCCAUACUAUUACAAACUGAUGUUCCAGUGACUCUUGCAAUUUGGAAGAAUCCUCCCUCUCAUUUGGAUCUCGGAACAGCCUUGCCCGGCUCUGCAACUUUCCAUGCACACCAUCCGGCACAUUCGAUCGAACCAAUAGAACACCACCUCCCUCGUCAUAGGUUUGCAGGCGUUACAUGUGUUGCUCUCCUCCUUAGAUGGGAAGAACAAAUGGAUUUUGAUAAUUCCCUUAUAGACGUCUCUUAUUUAGAAUUCCGUGGGGAAUCUACAUCCAUUUCCCGCGCAAUUGGAUCUCUCGCGCAUGUUGUCUAUGAGAAAAAACCUCAACUGGAGGACCACAAAACAAUGGCCUCGUUCAUGAACAACACACUUCUCCAGUAA